Mycena indigotica is the source of this 1260-nucleotide messenger RNA. Its product is annotated as Protein kinase. Bases 13 to 1260 code for a protein of 415 amino acids. NCBI's taxonomy places the organism in Eukaryota, Fungi, Basidiomycota, Agaricomycetes, Agaricales, Mycenaceae. Gene Ontology annotation, biological process: regulation of mRNA processing; spliceosomal complex assembly; protein phosphorylation. The transcript has 2 exons. Gene Ontology annotation, molecular function: protein kinase activity; ATP binding. The record is from RefSeq and is a predicted model, not a curated record.
GAGAACUCUCAGAUGGUCUUCUUCGAAAACCUCCUGAAUUAUAAACCUGGUGGCCUGCAUCCCGUCCAUAUAGGCGAUACUUUUGCGGAGGGACGUUACGAGGUUAUCGACAAGCUUGGACAUGGUUGUUCGUCCACCAUCUGGCUCGUUCGCGACUCGACAACUGCAAACUACGUCUCACUCAAAAUCAUCGAGGCUUGUAGAUCGGAAUCGCCGAGUGAGUUUGCGGUCCUGAAGCAUCUAGAGGCAACAUAUGAUGCGGAAGAUGAGGGAAGUCAGUACGUGGUUCGAAUGCUUGACCAUUUUGUGCAUGAGGGACCGAAUGGAGCACAUCUCUGCAUUGUCCAGGAGCUCCUGGGGCCUUCUUUGACCUUGGACCUCGAAAGAUUCUACGACUCUGCCCUCCCUUCGGAGACAGCUAGUCGACUCGUUGGCCAGCUUGUUCUCGCUGUCGACUAUCUGCAUAAACGCGGAGUCGCCCAUGGUGACCUCCACACUGGAAAUAUCCUACUGUGUAUCCCCUCGACGCUCAAUUUCGAUUUCGGCAGUCCAAUAACAGACAACAGGAGACUGCCCACUACCCCCACUCCCCACAUGCCCAAGUAUCUCGUUAUACCUCUCGUCAGACGCUUCACCAACAGCUUUAUAUGGUCCUGCAUGCUUAAGCCACAGAUCAAACUCUGCGAUUUUAGCGAGUCUUAUAUGGCGAGCAUGACGACACCUCCACGACUUGCUUGCCCGCAUAUUCUCCGUCCACCGGAAGGCAUUCUCACUCAACUGCCACACGCAACCCUCGCGCUGGACAUUUGGGCUCUUGCUGUGGUCAUGUACCAAAUCUUGACUAACGGCGAACUGCUGUUUUUCCAAUUCGACGACUACAUUUUGGAGGCCAUCACUCUCACGCUGGGUAAAUUCCCUGAGCCAUUGUGGUCGAGCUGGAGCAAUCGGGCAGAGUUCUUCGACGACGAUGGAAACCCAGUCCAUCGCCCCGGCCAGUCUGACACUGCCUCCAUGACUUCCUUGAGCGAAAAAGCCGAGGGCCGGACAGACGAUAAACAGGAGAAUGCGGCACUCGCAGCCAUGUUGGAGAUGAUGUUGCGCUAUGAUGCGGAAAGCAGGAGUUCAAGCAGCGACUUGGUGCAAUGUGAAUGGAUAGUGGAAUAUUGCCGUCCUUACAUGGGCGACGAUGUUAUACUGCCGGAGGAACGAACCAAGGUGGUUUACCUCACGGAAAAGGAAUCAUGCGCUCGCAACACCUAA